AUGUCAUUAGAGGGCGACCGGGCCAUUGUCCACAUCCCGGGCAAAUCGUCGAUAUUGACGAAACCGCUCCAGAAAGGCCAGAAAACGAAUGUCCGUCGGGGGUCUCUACUACAUGAGAGCAUUAUUGGCCGAAGAGUCCGCGAUCGGAUCCAGGCGCAGAAGGGCCCGGAGUAUCGUGUCACGCUUCCUACGCUCGACGAGUACGUUGUCCUCACGCCUCGUCUAGUAACGCCGAUCUAUGCCGCCGAUGCGAACCUGAUCGUUUCCCUACUCGACAUCCACGUCGCGCCUCCCUCUCAAGAAGAAAAACAAUCUCCAUUGGAGAUUCUCGAGUCAGGAACCGGCCAUGGCUCCUUGACCCUACACCUAUCCCGCGCCAUCCAGGCCGCAAAUCCCACUCCACCGCCAAUACCCUCCAUGUCCCAGAUCCAAUACCUACAGGGCCGACCUCUGCGGCCAGGAGAGGACGACGCACCGCACACUUCUACUAGCGAGAACGACUCUUCCCCGAGUAACCCCCUCCAACAACAAUGGGACAUUUGGCGUUCACAGCGUCGCGCAAUACUCCACACGGUGGACGUAUCGCCGAAAUUCUCCGCCCACGCGGAGAAAAUCGUCCGAGGGUUCCGACGAGGUCUAUAUGCAGGAAAUGUGGACUUCUACGUCGGACACGUUGAGAACUGGAUCGCAGAUCAGAUCCAACGACGAACUCCGAAGCCUCUCCUCCCCCUAACUCUGACAUCACGAACGGUCGAGCCGUUCCUCACCCACGCCAUCCUCGACAUGCCGGCUGCCAAUCAGCGGAUUCCGCACGUGGCUCCCAUACUGAAGAAAGACGGCAUCCUCGCAGUGUUCAUGCCAAGUAUCACGCAGAUCGGCGAAUGCGUAGAUCUCAUCCGCAGGCAGGAUCUCCCGUUCGUCAUGGACAAAGUCGUCGAAUUGGGCCCUGGUCUCAGCAGUGGUCGACAGUGGGAUGUUCGGUUCGCCGUGAAGAAAUCGCGAGCAGAUCCGUCGUCGUGGAUGGAGACCGUCGAUGCAGGGGAUUCAGCUGUCCAGCCAGACCUAGAUUCUCUCGCUGAAGAUAAAAAUAUGGGGGAUAUUGCGUCUGCUCCUGCGGAAGAAGAGACGUCCAGGGACUACAAGGAUAGUGUGCUUGUCUGUCGACCCAAGGUUGGAAACCGCAUUGUGGGUGGGGGAUUUGUUGGGAUCUGGAGACGUAUUGAAGGCACCCGGAAACGCUGA
Molecule: messenger RNA, 1242 nt
Organism: Aspergillus tanneri
Lineage: Eukaryota; Fungi; Ascomycota; Eurotiomycetes; Eurotiales; Aspergillaceae
Product: tRNA (adenine-N(1)-)-methyltransferase
Exons: 3
Coding region: 1-1242 (413 amino acids)
Biological process (GO): tRNA methylation
Cellular component (GO): tRNA (m1A) methyltransferase complex
Source: RefSeq, a predicted model, not a curated record